Molecule: messenger RNA, 629 nt
Organism: Tuber aestivum (summer truffle)
Lineage: Eukaryota; Fungi; Ascomycota; Pezizomycetes; Pezizales; Tuberaceae
Source: the annotation of a GenBank genome assembly
AUGACUACUCCUGAUUCAAUGGCUCCACCUCGAACUCGUCUGGAAUUAGUUGAUAUUGCGGUGACCAAGGCAGUUGUUGCCCUGACUAUAUUCACUAACUAUGACUUUGCUUUCGGUAUCGAAAGUGUCCCCAUUUAUGGUUGGGAGCUCAACUCCGAGGCUGUGGAGACACCCCGAAUCCUAAGUGGUAAGGAAGAGAAGGGCACUGAGGUACCGUAUAUCUUUGUAACAGGGGCAAGCUAUGUUCCAACCCUUCCCCUGGGUUUGGAGUGUUGUUGGCUGGUGCUAUUGGGAGGUGUAAAGACGGAGAAAGCGGGAUGUGCGGAUCUAGACAGACAACCGCAAGUCCUCAUGUCACACCAACAGUUCAUCUACGGUCACACCCAAAUGCGAGAAGUGGCGGGGGAUCCAUGGUAGUCCUCGUCACCGGUGGGGCAGGUAAAACCUGCUGUAAAGUCCCAGAAGGGUACGGUUUUGAGGACGUAAUGACACUCGGUGAUUUGAUAGUCCCAUUUAGUAGGCUUAUAGAGAAAGCUCGCCAACUCCCGGUUAUCGCUGUGGAUGCUAUCUUUGUGUUCGCCGAGGGCAGGAUUGGGGUGGCGAUGCAUAGGUCGUUAUUUAUCUACUGA